Messenger RNA from Clunio marinus, 180 nucleotides. Lineage: Eukaryota; Metazoa; Arthropoda; Insecta; Diptera; Chironomidae. The record is from the annotation of a GenBank genome assembly.
AUGUUGAAUCUUGAUAAUGUCUUUGGUUACAGCAGAUUAUUUAUUUCAAAGCACUGGCAAUCAAGUAUGAGGCAAUGUGUAAACAAUAAAAAGGAGAAACGAAGGUAUUCAAAAUUCAAAAAGAAGGAGAAACCAACAGCUUUCUUCCACCGCAACAUGAGUGAAGAUGGCUUCAAUUAA